UUCCAAUUUAAUUCAUUUCUCGUAGUUCUUUGAACCCUUUUCUUUUUUUGAGUUUAACAUGUGGCACUUUUAACCCCACUCUCACCUGCUAAUGGCAGAACCGCCCUUGCAUAAAACAAAGCGCGACGAAGGCGAAGCUCGCUCGCUCUCUGCCUCUCUCCUGCCCCCCCAAACUGAAAAUCCCCUAAAAUUUGAGCCAUUACUAGGGAUUCUGUUCGUUGGGAGCACGGAAUUCGAAGCUGAAGGAGGUGAGCCUGCAGAUCGCAGGAGCCCCAGUGUCUGCAGGAGAUAAGUUGAUUUCUUCUGCUCUCUGUCCCCCCCUUUCAUUUGAUGGCUAAUUGUUGGGUAGAAUUGCAUUUUUUUUUAGAGGGUUCAGCUUGGUUGUGAGAAUUGGGGGAGUUUUUGCAGAAAAGAUUGGAUUUUGCGGUGAAUGUGGUUGGUUUUCAUUUGGGAUUUUUGUUUUUUGCUUCUUUGUUGGGUCAAUUGUGCCAUUUUUAGGUCGCAGAGUUCCAAUUUGGCGUCAGUUUCAUGGGUGAGUUGGGAUUGAGAGUGUAGAAUUAGGAUUUUUCUCUAGCUGGUUGAGAUCUCUGGUUCAAAUUUUUUUUCCAACUUCCAUUUAGGAUUUUACUGUAAUUGGGGUUGGGUUGCUGGGUAGCAGAUUCUGCAGAUUUUUUUUUUUCCUUCCAGAAACUGAAUUCUCAAAAUUAGUUUUUUUAACCCCCACAGAAAUGAACUUUGGGGGUUUCUCUUUGGUCUCUAUUGUGGGGUCAUUCUCCAUUUUCACUUGAUUAAGGGCAUGCAUGAGCUGGAAAAUUAGCUAUAGGGAGUGCUUUUGCCCAUUUGGCAUGGUUUGAUGGAUCCUACGACUUUCAAUUUCGAAGAGUGAGGAGUAGUUCCUUAGAAGAUGGUGGAUUCAAGCGAGAACAAUGCUGAAAAUGGUGUUGUGGAUGGAGUAGCUCUGAGACUGUUGUUUGGGGAAGAGUUUAGGGACUUAGUUGAAGGUGAAUUAGAUGCCUCAAAAGAAAAUCAAGUUUUUGAGGUUGUCUUCGAUGGGACUGGCACUGAUGAUGCAGAUACAGUUAAAGACACUGAUGCUAAACCAGCAGUGGCCGCAGAUUCUAGGGGUUCAAUUCUGACAAGUAACUCUUCCAUGAAAGAUUUAUUGAAGAAGGAUUUUAAAGAGACAAAUGAUGUGGAGUCCUUUCAAGAUAGUUCAGCUUAUUCUGCUAGAUCAUUGGCUGAGAAUGUUCUUGUGAAACGGGCAAUGCCAUCAUCUACAGAUCAUUUGGGUGGAGAACAGAAGGAUCCUCUUAGUGAAUCAGUGUCAUUUAUGGUGGUUAUAGAUCGAGAGAAGAUGGGUCCUGAACAUUGUUACACUGCUGCUUAUACUGAGCUACCUCCUCCGGAGACAUCAGAAGUUAUUUCAGACAUGCCUAUGGAGUCUGACAAAGAACCAGUACCAUCCCAUGUAAUUGAAACUUCGGAAAUAGAUGCUACUGGGAAUACAGACACUGGGUUGGUUUUAAACAGCAAAUGCAGAGUUCAACAAGUAAAAGAUGCGGAGGUAGUUAUGGAAGGUAAAUCUGUCACCUCUCCAGGUUCCCAAGAGAGUGUAGAUUCAGUGCUUCUGGGAACAGGUGCAAAUAUUGCACCUAAAGAAACGUGUGCUGCAAUUAUUUGUUCAAAACAAACAGCAGAGGGACCCGGAACCUUAGGAACUGUUGAUGCUGCUCCAAAGUUAAAGAGGACUCUAAAAAGGGAGCUGCCCUGCCUCCUUGAAUCAUAUGCACAUCGUCUUCUUAUAGAUGCAGGUUUUGAAAUUCGGCAUCGCCGACGGAUUGACAGAGAAAGGCCGGCUUAUUUUUUCGUUAACACCGAAGAAGGGUUCUCUAACAAAGCACUCACUGUCGCUUGGAAGGCAUGCGGCAAGAAAUUAUUGACUUCCGCAUUAGACUUGGAACGAGAUGAACAGGGAAGAGAGUGGUGGGAUGUUGAUAGAUUUUGGAGGGAUAUGAAAGAUGCAAUGGCCUACAUUGAUAAUGGGGCUCAUCGUCAGGAAAGCUCAUUGUCUCUUCUACAAAGAUGGAAGCUCCUUGAUCCUUUUAUGGCCGUAGUGUGGAUUGAUAAAAAAUUAGGUGUUUUGCGGAAAGGAAAGGGUUUAAAAGCCAUGAACAGCACAACAUUGGUUCUGGACGGGAGUAGGAAGCCAAUAUUGGCAGAAAUGGUCAUGGAUGGAGGUGAAAACAGUGCUGCAGAAAUUAGUUCAUGUUUGGGCAGAAGUUUUGGAAGAUGUAUUGUGAAUGACUUGCACAUGGGAUCCACGGAUUCAGGGAGUCGGCGAAAGAGAUCAAAAUUGUCAAGUAAAUCGACGUCCAUGGAGAAUGUUCCAGAUUUUCCAAACUUCGGUCCUAAUGAAAAUGAAAUUCUCCACAGUAAGGAGAUUCCGUGUUUAAGUGCAAAUUAUAGUCGUGGCCAAAUUAACAUGCAUUCAGAGAAACAGUGUCCUGGUGAUCAGGCUAGUCAUCCUGAGGGGGAAAUUGCUUCUAGCACAGAUGAUAACCAGGGAAUCAGUUCGCAUCCCCAAGAAGGCACCAAUAUUAUUGGAAAGAUGGUGCUUGCUGAGAAAACAAAAUCAAAAUCCAAGCGAGCAGCUUCUGCGCUGGCAGAUGGUUCUGCCAAAAAGGCACGUAAGAAGUCCAAGAAAAUAUCGGAAAUUGGAGCAAAUGAAGAAAUUGGCGAGGUCAUGUAUGUGAAGGAUGACCAAGGAUAUACUUUGUUGGAAGAAGAUAUGGAGCACCACAAAUCAUCGAAGGUUGAAUGUAAAGCAAAUAGGUCAACUUUCAAUGCUGCCAAUCCUACGAGCUCAAAGAAGCACAAAAUGGCAGCUGAGUUCAACAUGGAAAGUGACCAGCAUGUUGAUCCCAAUAUUACAGCUUUUGAAGAUAGUGGAAACAUGCACAAAGAAUCCAACUGUGAGGGUAGACAUGAUGAACUUUGGAGUACUACUGGAGGCAUGUCUCCUGAACCUGGAAGCAACCAGGAGCUUGUCAAGGCUAACAAGUCUGGAGUUAAAAAGAAAAGUGAACAGAAGAAGUUCAAGUUAGGCCCCAUUAAGGAUGAUGACCUUCUGAUUUCUGCUAUUAUAAAAAAGAAAGGUAAUGGCUCUUUUCGUAAAAAGUUUUCUCCAAAAAUGGAGCCCUUUCAGUUAGAAGCACUGAGGAAGCUUAAUAGUCAGAAAGGAAGAUGCAAGUUGCUUCCUCGAGCUCUUAGAAAAGGUGGGAACCACUGUUUGGAUGGGAGACGAAUCACCUUGGAGACAAGGACAGCGCUGUGCUGGUUGGUUGAGAUGGGUGCUUUAUCUCUGAAAGAUAUAGUUCAAUACCGGAAUCCAAAAAACAAUGCAGUGCUGAAGUAUGGUCGGGUGACUAAGGAUGGGAUUCUUUGUGGAUGCUGCACGAAUAUCUUUUCUAUAUCUGAAUUUAAGGCCCAUGCUGGUUUAAAGCAACAUAGAUCUUCUUUAAAUCUUCUAUUGCAGUCUGGCAAAUCAUACAUUGAAUGUCAACUCAAGGCUUGGUCUACUGAAUUCAUGAAGAGGAAAGGUAAUUUACUAUUUACAGGAGCUGAUGAAAAAGAUGGAAAUGAUGAUACUUGUGGAAUUUGCGGUGAUGGAGGUGACUUAAUAUGUUGUGACAACUGCCCUUCUACUUAUCAUCAAACAUGUUUGUCUGUUCAGGAGCUACCAGAAGGCAACUGGUAUUGUCCAAAUUGCAUUUGCGUGACAUGCAGAGGUUUGGUGACGAAAGAGACUUCAAGCUCCUUGGCUACAUUAGAAUGUGCUCAGUGUGAAAAUAAAUAUCACAAUGGUUGCAUCUCAAGGAAAGUUGCAAAUUGUGGGGAAAUAGGCGCAAAUACUUGGUUUUGUGGAGAUAGUUGCAGGGAGGUUUUCUUGGGUUUGCGUUCACGUGUGGGAAUGGUGAAUUAUAUUGAUGAUGGAUUCUCAUGGACUAUUCUAAGAUGCAGUCACGAAAGUAAAAAAAUUCACUCUGUGCAAAAAAUUGCACUCAUGGCUGAGUGCAACAUAAAGCUAGCAAUUGCUCUGAAUCUUAUGGAAGAGUGCUUUCUGCCAAUGGUGGACCCAAGAACUGGCAUAGACAUGAUACCACAUGUCCUAUACAAUCUGGGAUCAUCAUUUGCUCGGUUAAAUUAUAAAGGGUUUUAUGCUGUUGUUCUGGAGAAAGGCGAUAAGCUUAUCUCAGUAGCAUCAAUCAGGGUGCAUGGAGCAACUGUAGCGGAGAUGCCUCUCAUUGCAACUUGCAGUGAUCACCGUCGCCAAGGAAUGUGCCGCCGUCUGUUGGAUGCAAUUGAAAAGAUGCUGAUAUCUUUCAAGGUUAAGGUUCUGGUUUUAUCAGCCAUUCCAAGUUUAGUUGAGACAUGGACAUCAGGUUUUGGGUUUAAAGCUAUCGAAGGUGAAGAGAAGCAGCAACUGACCGAUGUCAACUUGAUGCUAUUUCCUGGAACCACAUUGUUGAUGAAAAACCUGCAUGAAGCUUCAUCAGCUCAAGGGCCAGUAGAGAAUAUUGAUUUCUGCUCAAGGGAACACCAAUCUAACAAGUGGGAGACUUUGGCAGAAAGUUUUAAUGCCUUAACCGGACAACCCCCUGCCGUAAAUCCCAGAAAUGACCUGGAUAGAAAAUCUUCACUCCCUGUCAGCACAAAUGCUCGACUGGAGGAGGUUAAUGUUCAGCAGAGGGAGACAUUAAUGCCUUCCUCUGAGAACUGUUUCUUGACAGCUCAGCACAGUGAAGUUGGUGGUGUUAGUAAUCGUCAGUCCUGUUCAAGUAUAGCAACCUCAGAUGGAGCAGAGCUUCCCAACAAGCCAAUUUCUUGCCUGUCGGAAUCUUGUCGCCAAAAGAAUGGCCUUACUGGUAGUAGUAUUGCCUUUAUUGUGAACGAUGAAAGCAAAAUAUCUAUUUUAGGUGAUGGCAUCAAAGUAGAAGGUCUUGAUGAUACAUCAUUAGGAAAUAAUGGUGCUUGCUUAUCUGAUGAUUUGGCAAUAGUGAACUCAAGUUUGGCUGCUUCCAACUUGAAUGAGAGGAAGUUGGAAGGUGUCAAUAACCGUGAGGUUCCUGAAGAUAACGCCUCCAAAGAUGAAAUACAUGAUUUUCUAGGAAACCAUGCUGUCGCAAAGAGGUGCACUGCUGAGAGUGUGGAAGCAUAGACUUUUUGUUUGCUAGUUGUCCAGUUGGGGUUCUACUUUUUGUGAAAAAUGUAUUAUUCUCAUUGCAUUACAAGGAAAGUUGGAGCAAUUGCCUAUGCUUGAAAAAACUUAUGCAAGUAUCUGUUUUAUGAAGGCAUCCAUGUGCGUUGGAGACUAAUGAAGUUUUCUGAACUUACCUAUUUCUGUUUGCUGGAAAACUUCACUGGGGCAUGGGAUAUCAGAAUUCAUGCUUGUGCAAACAAUGUGAAUGCAGAAUUUGUUAACAUAUAAUCAGUCAGUUCCCAUCAAAUUGUUCCAAAGAGAACUCAAGCAACUAUAUAUGUGAAGUCAAAGAAUUUUCCAUUUACUUCGUUCCGAUGGAGGGAAAGAAAAAAUAUGGCUAAGAUUCUUACAGGGCUUGCGUUCUACUUUCGGCGUUCAGUUUCUUCUUGAGGCUCCUGUGGAU
Molecule: messenger RNA, 5663 nt
Organism: Asparagus officinalis (garden asparagus)
Lineage: Eukaryota; Viridiplantae; Streptophyta; Magnoliopsida; Asparagales; Asparagaceae
Product: increased DNA methylation 1-like
Exons: 8
Coding region: 905-5218 (1437 amino acids)
Molecular function (GO): acyltransferase activity, transferring groups other than amino-acyl groups
Source: RefSeq, a predicted model, not a curated record